CCAAUACAAAUGACAUCUUCUUGCCAUAUAUAUAUAGACUACAACAGUAUUAUUUAUCAACCAUUGCAUUGUAAUUUGUCAAGAAGUGACAUGGCUUGCUCAAAAUCAUAUAUGUUUCUUGGUCUUCUUCUUAUUCUGUCUUCUCAAGUUUUAGCUGAUAUUCAGUUUCCACCUCCUCCUACUCUUGACUCAAGGAUCAAAGUGGGUAGCUGUGGUGGCGCAACGCAUGAAGUGAUUCUUACAGAAGCUGAAGUUAAUUGGAUAAAGAACAAUGCUGCUAAAACUAUUCCUCAAAACCACUUAUUGGAUGAAGAUAAAGUUUUCAAGAGUGAUCAAGAAGAUAAAGUUUCUAAUCAGAAAGAUAAAAUUAUAAAUUAAGAAUUCCAAAUGUGAUAAACCACAAGAUGUAAUUUCCUAAAUAAAAUAAUCAAAUGUGAUGAAGAAUAUUAAAUAUAUAUAUUAAUAUGCAAUAUGCAAUAUAUAUAUUAAUAUGCAAUAUGCAAUCAAUAAAUAUCAAUAAUCAAUAUUAUAUCGAUAAUCAAUAAUAUCUAUAUCUAUGUUUAUAUCUA
Molecule: messenger RNA, 569 nt
Organism: Cicer arietinum (chickpea)
Lineage: Eukaryota; Viridiplantae; Streptophyta; Magnoliopsida; Fabales; Fabaceae
Source: RefSeq, a predicted model, not a curated record